Molecule: messenger RNA, 2220 nt
Organism: Fonsecaea multimorphosa CBS 102226
Lineage: Eukaryota; Fungi; Ascomycota; Eurotiomycetes; Chaetothyriales; Herpotrichiellaceae
Exons: 1
Coding region: 1-2220 (739 amino acids)
Biological process (GO): vesicle-mediated transport
Cellular component (GO): cytosol; endocytic vesicle
Molecular function (GO): ubiquitin binding; guanyl-nucleotide exchange factor activity; small GTPase binding
Source: RefSeq, a predicted model, not a curated record
AUGGACGCCAGCGAGAAAGCCGUUUCGUCGGAAACUACCUCGUCCGACCUGAUCGACCUGGAACCAGAAGCGAGCGACGUUGCUACUGAGCACAAGGUCUCCCAAGAUGGACUCUCAGAAAAAGGAAAGGAUCCAGAAUUGGACGUGACAGACAGGUUACCAGCUCUCAGAAUCGGCGAAGUCAAACCUGAGAGCAACCAUGAGUCUCCGCCGAAAGUCCUUCCCUCCACGCCUCCUCCACCUGAGCCGCCGGCUGCCAGUGAAAAGCCGUACCUCGAUCCUACACCCAAAACUCCAGCCAUCUCGAGGCACCCAUCUAUGAGAACAUCAGUGGAAGAAUAUGACGAGAAGGACCCGGCCUAUAACCAAGAAUUACAGGACAAUACUGUGCAAACGCCUUUCCAGAAGCCCAACAGUGACCCUGAUGUGGAAUCAACAUCAGAAAUACAAAGCAUUAUAGAUCAGUUCGAUGAUGCCUCGGCGGCCCCUUCAAAGGAGUCAAUCAUGUCUCCUCGGCACGAAAUGGCCGGGCCAAUUCUAGGAUCGGGUGGCAGUUUUCCACCCAGAAGGUCCAGCCUGGAACAUCUACGAUCAAGAGAUAUGGACACGUUAGCAUCGCCGGUGAUACCCCAUCAUUCAGAAAAGCCUCUGCCCUCACCGCCUUCGGGUGUCCUCAAUAAUGAUACAGGUCCACUGAGAAGCCCCCCGAUCAGAAGCCCAACACAGGCUUCGUCACCUUCGCUUCCAAUGCAGCCACCACCUCCCGAACCUGAGCCCGAAUUGCCAUUUGACUUCCAUCGAUUCUUGGAGCAGCUCCGACAUAAAUCCGCCGACCCAGUGGCCAAGUUUUUACGCUCCUUCUUGACAGAGUUUGGAAAGAAGCAAUGGAUGGUCCAUGAACAGGUCAAAAUCAUCGGCGAUUUUUUGGCCUUCAUCACGAACAAAAUGGCCCUCUGUGAGGUAUGGCGAGAAGUUUCAGAUAACGAGUUCGACAAUGCCAAAGAGGGCAUGGAAAAGCUCGUGAUGAACAGGUUAUAUUCGCAAACAUUUUCUCCAGCAAUCCCACCUUCUCCUCCGGUCGCGCGAUCGCGGUCCAGAGGAAGAAGGAAAGAAUUAGAAAAGUCCCAGGGACCGGGCAGACGCGGUCAGCAUCAGGAAGAUGUCGAACGAGACGAGAUUCUUGCCCAGAAGAUUCGGAUUUACAGUUGGGUGCGAGAGGAGCAUCUCGAUAUAGCGCCCGUCGGUCCGAACGGAGAAAGGUUUCUUAGACUGGCCCAGCAGGAACUCCUCAAAAUCAAGGGGUAUCGAGCGCCUAGGGACAAAGUCAUCUGCGUCUUGAACUGCUGCAAGGUUAUUUUUGGCCUGUUGAAAAACGCAAAGAGCUCCGACACUUCGGCAGAUUCAUUUGUGCCCCUCCUAAUUUACGUUGUCCUUCAAGCGAACCCAGAGAACCUCGUGUCGAACAUACAAUACAUCCUUCGAUUCAGGAAUCAGGACAAGCUUGGAGGCGAGGCGGGUUACUACCUGUCCUCCCUGUCGGGAGCAAUCCAAUUUAUCGAAAGUCUGGAUCGGACGACCUUGACAGUUAGUGACGAGGAAUUUGAACGCAACGUUGAGAAUGCCGUAGCAGCAAUCGCAGAGCAGAAUCGUCAGGCUGAACAAUUCAGCCCACGGGCCUCGACCAUUGCCGAAAAGUCAUCACUUGCGGAGCCAGAGCUUACACCACGGAACUCAAUGGAUGUGACGUCCACCAGCCCUAUUCGACGAGAUCCUAACCGGCAGUAUAGCACCUCAGGAGACGGCUCCGAUGACAGCGUGGCAGGUCUUUUGCGGACCAUUCAAAAACCUCUCUCCACGAUCGGCCGAAUAUUCUCGGACCAGGACUCAUCAUCCCAAGAACGCAGGCCGAGUCCAGCGCCGCCUCAAGCGGCUCCGAGGCUGAAUCCGAACAUGUUCCAGCCACCGCCACUAGCUCAGGGCGGCGCAGGCGCAGGCGCAGUCCCGUCUUACAACGCCGAAGAAGCUGCGGCGAGACAGGCAAGCGCGGAAGCCGCGGAAGCUCGACGGAUCUCCCGAGCCGAACACAGGACUGUGGUCGAGACCCUGUGUGGCAUGUUUCCGAACCUGGACAAAGAGGUGAUUGACGACGUGGUGCGGCAAAAAGAGGGCAGAGUGGGACUUGCGGUUGACGCAUGUUUGGCCCUGACAGCUGGGAGUUGA